AUGCAUAAGACCAAAAAUGGCUCGAAGAUAAACGUAAUUUCCAACCUCACGGACAUUCAAAAGCACUUCCAAAACUGAGGAGUCAGCAAUGAAGACCUUAUAAUCUCAUGCCAAGAUAAGCAAGAGGAUGGGAAAUUAGACAUCCAUAGCUUACAGGAAAUGGUCACAUUUUUGCAAAACUGAUCUUUCUUGAACAAACUUUCAACUAGAAACAUCAUCAAAAUAGGUCAGAGAUUUCAACCAAGAAGUUAUUCAAGAGGUAACAUAGUCCUCCACCAAGGGGCGAAGGCUCUUGGUGCCUAUGUUGUUAUUCAAGGCGACUUUCAGCUUCUGAAAAAAGUCAGAAUCUAUAGAGGAUGCUAUGACACAAGAUUCGGCCCAAUCUCAAAAAUGCCGGAGAUCAUCGAUACCAUCAAGGUCUCCUCGUUAGGAGAGCGCGAAGUAUUCGGUGUCCUCGACUCUCUUAAAAAGCCUUAUAAGGCUUUAUACACUGUUGAGUGUAUCUCCUCUGAAGGAAAGUUACUGUUUCUUGAUUUGCAAACAAUAGACUCUUUAUAACCAAUCUUUCACAUCGAAAAAUCGUUGAAGGAGCUGAAAUUAAAGAGAAGAUGUUUAGAAAGAGGAUUAAGAUCCAGAAAAAGCAAAAAGAGGAAGAAAUCUUGAACGCUGCUAAUUUAGAAAGUGAUAGGAAGAAGCAAAUAAAUUUCAGGUUUAGUCAUCAAUAUGAACUGGAUGCUACCGAAGAUGAAGAGGAGCUGGAAAAGCUCUGGGAGGCCUAUAAGAUGAAAGAACACCAAGAAUUCCUAUCCAACAACGGAAUCUCUUUACCUGAAAUUGUGCAAGGGUCUAAAUAAAGUCGAACCCCUCUGGACAAUUGACUGGUUGCACAAGACUAUAAAUCAGGAAGGGAAGGCUCUUAAGACUAAAAGAAGUCCAGGAAUCUUAAGUUUGCUCAACAAAGGUAACCACAAAAGGAGUGUGAGCUUAGUUCUAAACCUAAAAACCAAGCACACAGAUACUACCAAGAAGAAGCAUAAGAUUUCUCUCUGAAAGAUGGAAAGGCACAAUACGAACUCUAUGAAGAUCAUUAAGAAAACUGACAAAAAGCCUCCUUGAAGACCUCCACCCACCAAGAGCAUAAAGCAGUUAACGCAGGAGUGAUCAAAUUACACCAAGAAUAAAGUCAGCUUCAGAAAAGAUAUCGAAAGAUAUAAAUAAUCAUUACAAUAGACUUGGCCCUGACUACUUCAUUAACAAGAAGAAUUCUGAACUUGCUCAUGCUACAAGCAGAAAUAUCCAGAAAGCAUGUAGUGGAGAAGACCUAAGCAUCAAUGCUUCAAGUGUUAAUAUACCUAAGAGUUCCAAGAAUUUAUGAUUGCAUAGUCUAUCUGGACUUUCAAGCAGUGAGAAGCAUAUUGAGCAGCUCAAAUCUUUGAAAAGUUUGAACUUCCUGACAUCUCCACAAAGUUCUAAAAAUAUUAAUUUCUCCUUUAUCAGCACUCAGGAGACAGAUCAGAAUCUUCACCACACAGUUGAAAAGGAGCCGUCUCCUAAACUUAAGCCUAAGUUACCUACUUUAAAGGAGAAAAUAAGAAACAUUAACAUCCCAAAAUGCGAUUUCUUAACCAAGACAAUAGAAAAUGAGCAGAAAAAGGCGGGCUCAAGGAAACAGAAGUGCUUCAUAAGUGUUCAGGAUAUGAGCCAAGGAAUAUUCUAAAAUUGUACUUUGCGCCCAUUAUGUUCAAC
Moneuplotes crassus is the source of this 1746-nucleotide messenger RNA. Lineage: Eukaryota; Ciliophora; Spirotrichea; Euplotida; Euplotidae. The record is from the annotation of a GenBank genome assembly.